Molecule: messenger RNA, 405 nt
Organism: Saccoglossus kowalevskii
Lineage: Eukaryota; Metazoa; Hemichordata; Enteropneusta; Harrimaniidae
Source: RefSeq, a predicted model, not a curated record
AUGGGCGAGCUAUUUCAAGGAGCUGCUAAAUCGUCCACCACCGAACAGAAGACUCCACCAUCUGGGGAAGAUAGGAGAGGAACCGCAGGCAAAGUUUUUGGGAAAAUCCUCCUGAACUGGAUACGAGAUCCGCUAGAGAAGAAACUCUGUGAAAACCAGGGAGGCUUCCGAAGUGGUAGAGGCUGCGUAGACAUGAUAUUCUCACUGCGAUUGUUUAUGGAAAAGUGCUUAGAAUACCAACUGCCAGCACUUGCCGUAUUUGUAGAUUUCAAGGCGGCCUUUUACAGUGUUCAUAAACCCUCCAUGUGGCAUAUCCUACAGGACUAUGGAGUACCAGACAAGUACAUUCGGCUAAUCCAAUGUGUGUACAGGGACUGCCAGGCAUCUGUCAUUGUAGAUGGUUAG